AUGUCAAUAAAAUCGCCUUGCUUGGAAAUAUUGCCAUUUAUAUUCAGGGAAGAACAAAUAAGUAAUAGAAUCCAAACAUUCCCAACAGAAACUAUGAAAAAAGCUUACCUAGAAUUGAAGGGAUAUUUUGAACAAUACAAAAUUUACGCAACGAAAUUAAUUAACUUUAACGGAUCGAUGAAUGAUGAACAUCAAAGGAAAGAAAAAAUGACAAUUAAACUGAGAUGUGAAUAUUAUGCUGUCCUCUUUUCACAGGCGUCUAAACUUUUAAAUGAAUACAUAAAUUUUAGAAACAGACUUAUACUCGAAUUAGCCAUUAAUGUAAAUGGAUUAAUUAAUUCUAUACAUCCAAAUAUAAUACAAAGACUUAAUGACGACGAAAAAAGGGAAUUAGAAAGAUGUUGUGAGAACAUCAGGAGUGAACGAAUCAAAUCGAAACUAGAAAAUAAAUUUACUGUAUGUUUUUUGAAUGACCUAAUUAUAGAAGACUUAAAUUAUGAGGGAAAUGAAAAUGAAAACGUAGCUCGAAAUGUUUUUUACGCGGCGGGAUUAAAAGUUAGUGUUUUUGAAGAUAAGGCACUAGAUUUACAAAAAUGUGAAUGGGCUAGAAUAUUAAGGGAUUAA
Molecule: messenger RNA, 624 nt
Organism: Plasmodium gonderi
Lineage: Eukaryota; Apicomplexa; Aconoidasida; Haemosporida; Plasmodiidae
Exons: 5
Coding region: 1-624 (207 amino acids)
Source: RefSeq, a predicted model, not a curated record